Protopterus annectens (West African lungfish) is the source of this 2438-nucleotide messenger RNA. Its product is annotated as peroxisomal succinyl-coenzyme A thioesterase-like. The record is from RefSeq and is a predicted model, not a curated record. NCBI's taxonomy places the organism in Eukaryota, Metazoa, Chordata, Ceratodontiformes, Protopteridae. Bases 1 to 1545 code for a protein of 514 amino acids. Gene Ontology annotation, biological process: acyl-CoA metabolic process; fatty acid metabolic process. Gene Ontology annotation, molecular function: fatty acyl-CoA hydrolase activity. The transcript has 11 exons.
AUGUCACAGCUCCCUAGUCCUUCCCAGGGCCAUCUGCUCUUUAAAACGUGUUUUUACGUUUGGAACCCUUUCACUUCACUGCUGUUGCUCGGAGAGUAUAUUUCGUUGUUGGACUCUAGUUGUGUGAUGCUAAAAAGGUUUGUACUUGUAAAUGGAAUGAGACUGCUACAGAGUUCCAUAUCCAGGUGGUGGCAUCUUGACUUAGGAAGAUGGUGGUAUUUUAUGCCUGGGAUGCAAGGAAAAGUUUUUCUUUCCAAGAUUUCAUUCACAUCGGGUCUCCUACAUACAAUGAGUACCUGCAGAAUUGCUCCCAGAAUCAUAGCUGAGCCCACCCGAAUGUUGAUGGAUGAGAAGUUCAGGCUGGAAGUUCAUUAUUUACCACCUCAUCGUCCAGUUACAUUACACUCGAGCUUACUGUCAGAACGGCAAGUUACCUGGGAGGCUUUUGCACAGUACAUCAGUGGGCCUGAUGGAGUUGUCAAAGUUGACAGAGAUGAAUCAUUUGGUGGGACAUACUUUGGUCAAGAGCCAAUGGGUCUCAUAUGGAGUAUGAAGCCCCAGGACAAGACAGAUGGAAUGAGGUUAAUGAAGAAAGAUGUUACUACACCAUAUGUGGUACAUAUCUCUGUAUAUGAUGGCCACAUCAGUGGGAAGUUUUCUGAAAACGCAGCUUUGGCAACUAUUCAAGUAGAACGCUGGACCCUUGCUCCAGGGGUUAAACGAGUUGAAGUCAGAGAAAAUGGAAUUGUUGGAACUCUCUUCAUUCCACCAGGACAAGGUCCGUUUCCAGCAGUACUUGACAUAUGGGGAGGUGGUGGCCCCCUGGAGUUACGUGCUGCCCUUCUUGCAUGCCAUGGGUUUGUAUCACUGUCACUGGCAUAUAUUUUUCACAGUGAUCUACCAGGACCAAUGGGAUCAGUCAGCGUUGGAUUUGACUAUUUUGAGAAGGCAUUCAACUUUUUGAAGAGCCACCCACAAGUGUCUAGUGACAGGAUUGCUAUUGCAGGUCUUUCUUUUGGGCUAACUAUUGUUCUUCUCAUGGCUGCUGAGCUCCCAAACAUCAAUCGAUGGAUAUUUUUUUUUUUUUUAAUUUUGCAUAGGAGUGUGGACAAAAUCAGGUAUGCAGAUAAUGGUUCUGUCAUCUGGAGGGAUAUUGUUCUACCAAUCCCAGAAGAUCCAGAGCAGAAAGUAAAGGUUGGAAAGAUAAGGUGUCCAGUGCUGCUGAUUUAUGGAGAUGAUGACCAGUGCUGGCCAGUCACAGAGGCUGCAGAUGAUAUAGAGAAAAUGAUGCAAGAAGCUGGAAAUGCACACCUUUUGACAAGGAUCUGUUAUCCUGGUGCAGGACAUAUUAUUGAGCCGCCAUAUAAUGCAUUUGUACCAGAAUCCAUCUUAGUGUUUCCAAAACUACAAAUGAAAGCAAAACUGCUCUUUGGUGGAAAGACAGAGCCUCAUUCUGCAGCACAAGAAGAUUCCUGGAAAAGGCUCCUGGCAUUCCUGGAGCAGCACCUUAUUUUGGAUGGAAAGCCGCUGAAGAGUCAAUUGUAGAAUGUCUAUAAUCAGCAAGCACUCCUGCAGUCCAGUAUGUUAGCAACAGAUGCAGUUGUCCUACAUUUUGACUUUGGAGUAAGCCUGCUGUUGCAUUGUGCAGUUGUGCACCAGUGACAUUGUCGCCAGUUCCAUAAAUACCUCAGUUGUUGCAUCAUAAAUCUAACAUAUUCUUAUUUCAGGGACAUGAUCUUCGCAGUUUAUGAGCUGUAUAGUUUGAUGUCAGCAGUCAAGCAUGUGAGCAGGUCAGGUAAUGUAGCAGUAUUGAAGUUCAGAUGUGCUGUUAAUUCCAUGCUUGUGAGGAUGUAACCAUUCUCAGUACAUAGAACUAGUAGAUGUUUAAUGGUCCUAUUUCAUUAGCUUCAGGCUGCGAGAUGAGGCUCAGAAAAUAGUUUUUGAAAUAUCACAAAAUAAUACUGUAUUGGAUGAUCAUUGGUAUUGCUUGUCACAUAGUGCUGCUCAUGAAAAUGGGUUACCAGCCUACUGUCACUCAUCUUGAAAAUAGAUAAGAGCCUGCAACCAAAGGAACUAAGAGAUAUCAUAUGAGAAUUUAUCACUGAGACAUUAUAUUAUCUAGGAGUAAGACUGUAUUUACACCUCAUGGAGACCAGCAUAAAGGACAGCAAAUAUGCACACACAUGAAGUCCAUUUUGAGGAGAAGGUUGGUUGUCAGUGGCAAGGUAAAAUCUUAAUGCACAAGUUGAGCAUAUGACUGAACUAGAAGCAAAUUGUUAAGGCAAACAGAAGCCUUUUAGCUAUACACUGAAGAUAAGUUUAUAUAAAAUUCUGUGUUUUAUAAGUCAGUUACUGUACAGCCAAGUGGAGAGUGAUGUUGGAUUUCCUUGUUUACCAUUCACUAAUUCUUAACAUUAUAUCAUUACCACUAGCUCUUG